Molecule: messenger RNA, 978 nt
Organism: Stegodyphus dumicola
Lineage: Eukaryota; Metazoa; Arthropoda; Arachnida; Araneae; Eresidae
Source: RefSeq, a predicted model, not a curated record
AUGCUCGAUGAGCUCAGAGAUAUUGCUACAAGUAAUGGGAUCAGUAACGUAAGCGACGUUCCGUUUCCGAUAGGUAUUCCGCAUCCCUCCCACGCCGUCACAUGUCAGUGCGAUGAUUCCACCACAGACUUAAUUAAUACAGAAACAAUGCCGUCAUUAUUAGAGGAUAAUAAUGUUCCUAAAAUUUCAUAUGCUAAUGCUGUAGCAAAGGUACCAAGAAAAAAUAACCCAACUAUUUUGCUAUACCCAAAGCAAGAGCUAAAAUGCCAUAUUACAGAGAAACUAAAUCAGAUCCUUCCCCUCAAAGAAAUAAAUGCCAAUAUUGAUUAUAUAGCAAAUAUUAAGAAUGGAGGCAUCGCGAUCAGCAGCACUUCAAAGGAAGAACUCAACAAGAUUACUAACGCCAUAAACGUUUCCGAAGAAGCAAAUAACUUAAUAGAAAUAAAAACACCAAGGGUUAAAAAACCGAAAAUCUCAAUCAAUAAUAUCCCGAAUACGUUACCACCAAAAUUAGUUCUCGAAGAACUAGUUGACCAACUAAGGAUUGAUAAAGAGGAGAUUUCACCUCUCUUUUACACAAAAGGCAAAAACCCCAACACCAUUAAGUGGGUUCUCGAAUGCUCCCCUCGUACUCUAUCAAAAUGUAUUGAACGUAGGAAAAUUAUAAUUAAUUGGAGCAUUCUCCCAAUCGCAGAAUUCUACGGAGUGAGGAGAUGCUACAGAUGCCAAGAUUUCUCACAUUCUGGUAGUGCAUGCAAAUUUAGGACUUAUUGCGCUUUCUGUGGCGGACCUCACUCCAUAAGGAAUUGCAAAGAAGACGUACCGGAUUGUAUCAACUGUAAACUGUUCAACUGCACAUAUGGAACCUACAUCAAUACUUCACAUGCUGCAUUUCCCCCCAAAUGCCCAUUAUAUCAGAGGGAAAUCUCAAAAAUUAAAGCUGCUGCAGUUUACACAUCAAAGCAAGAAGAUAGUUAG